CUUUAAUUAUCCUCGCGAGCGUAACUCGCAGUUCGUAGCGCUGUGCGCCGUUUGUACAGUGCAGCGCGGGGGUGUCCGGUGACUGAGCAAUAAUGUCAGCAGCCGUGGAAAGUCCUUAUGCACGUAUUAGGGAGGCCCUGGACGCACAGAAACCGGAUCACAAGUUCUACAACCUGUCUAAACUUGAGGAUCCUCGAUACACACGUCUUCCCUUCUCCAUCCGUGUGCUGCUGGAGGCUGCUGUGAGGACCUGCGAUGAGUUCCUGGUGAAGCAGGCCGAUGUUGAGAACAUCCUCAACUGGAACCAGACCCAGUGGAAGAGCGUAGAGGUCCCUUUCCGGCCGGCUCGGGUCAUCCUGCAGGACUUCACUGGGGUUCCUGCAGUGGUGGACUUUGCUGCCAUGCGUGACGCCGUGAAAACCCUGGGUGGAGACCCUGAGAAGAUCAACCCCGUGUGCCCAGCAGACCUGGUCAUCGACCACUCCAUCCAGGUUGACUUCAACAGAAAGUCUGACAGUCUACAAAAGAAUCAGGAUUUGGAGUUUGAAAGAAAUCGGGAACGAUUUGCUUUUCUAAAGUGGGGCUCCAAGGCCUUCAAGAACAUGCGGAUCAUACCUCCAGGUUCCGGCAUCGUGCACCAGGUCAACCUGGAGUACUUGGCUCACGUGGUGUUUGACCAUGAUGGCUUUUACUACCCCGACAGCCUGGUGGGCACAGACUCCCACACCACGAUGAUCGACGGCCUGGGGGUGUUGGGCUGGGGGGUGGGCGGGAUUGAGGCGGAGGCUGUCAUGCUGGGCCAGCCAAUUAGCAUGGUGCUGCCACAGGUCAUUGGCUACAAGCUGUUGGGCGUUCCCGACAAGUUCAUUACAUCAACGGACAUCGUACUCACUAUUACCAAGCACCUGCGACAGGUGGGUGUAGUGGGGAAGUUUGUGGAGUUCUUUGGGCCGGGCGUGUCCCAACUGUCGAUCGCCGACCGAGCGACCAUUGCCAACAUGUGCCCAGAAUACGGUGCCACGGCAGCCUUUUUCCCUGUAGACCACAUCAGCAUAAAAUACCUGGAGCAGACAGGGAGAUCCGCGGAGAAGCUAAACUACGUCACUCAGUAUCUGAAAGCUGUGGGCAUGUUCAGAGAUUAUAGCAACGCUGACCAGGACCCCGAAUUCACCCAGGUGGUGGAGAUGGACCUGGGCACGGUUGUCCCUUGCUGCAGUGGCCCCAAAAGGCCACAGGACAGGGUGGCUGUGACAGAAAUGAAGAGGGAUUUUGAAGGUUGUCUAGGGGCUAAGCAAGGCUUCAAGGGCUUCCAGGUGCCUCCGGAGCGCUUGAACAACACGGUCUCCUUCCAAUACAGCGGCACAGACUUCUCUCUGAGUCACGGGUCUGUGGUCAUUGCUGCAAUCACCAGUUGCACAAACACCAGCAAUCCGUCUGUCAUGCUGGGGGCGGGGCUCCUAGCAAAGAAAGCUGUGGAGGCGGGUCUUAGUGUCCGGCCCUACAUUAAAACCAGCCUGUCCCCGGGUAGUGGCGUGGUCACGUCCUACCUUAAAGAGAGCGGGGUGAUGUCUUACCUCUCCAAGCUUGGGUUUGAAGUAGUGGGCUAUGGCUGUAUGACCUGCAUAGGGAACAGUGGUCCCCUCCCUGACCCUGUGGUGGAGGCCAUUACUCAGGGGGACCUGGUAGUAGCCGGAAUCCUGUCUGGCAACAGGAACUUCGAAGGCCGAGUCCACCCCAACACCCGCGCCAACUACCUAGCCUCACCGCCCCUGGUUAUUGCAUAUGCCAUCGCGGGGACCAUCCGCAUUGAUUUGGAAAAGGAGCCGCUGGCGGUGACCCCUGAGGGGAAGGAGGUCUUCCUCAAAGACAUUUGGCCCACACGGGAAGAGAUCCAGGAGGUCGAGCACCAGUUUGUUAUUCCCGCCAUGUUCAAGGAGGUCUACACUAAGGUGGAGAAUGUGAAUGAGCGGUGGAAUUCCCUCAGUGCCUCCUCUGACAAGCUCUACACAUGGGACCCCAACUCCACCUACAUCAAGUCUCCUCCCUUUUUUGAUGGACUGACGAGGGAGCCACAACCACCCAAGUCCAUAACCGAUGCCUAUGUACUGCUGAACCUUGGGGACUCUGUGACUACAGACCACAUAUCACCCGCUGGGAACAUAGCCCGGAACAGCCCUGCAGCGCGGUACUUGACCGGCAGGGGCCUGUCCCCGCGGGACUUCAACUCGUACGGGUCACGCCGUGGCAACGAUGCAGUCAUGGCCCAGGGCACUUUUGCCAACAUCCGUCUCUUCAACAAGCUGCUGGGCAAACCAGGGCCACAGACGGUGUACCUGCCCUCCGGAGAAACGAUGGAUGUGUUCGAUGCUGCUGACGAGUACAAAAAGGCUGGCCUGCCUCUCCUGGUCCUGGCCGGGAAGGAGUAUGGAUCGGGCAGCUCCAGAGACUGGGCUGCCAAAGGGCCGUUCUUGUUGGGCAUCAAGGCGGUGUUGGCCGAGAGCUACGAGCGCAUCCAUCGCAGCAAUCUGGUGGGGAUGGGCAUCAUUCCGCUGGAGUACCUACCCGGCGACACGGCCGAGUCAUUGGGCCUGACGGGCCGCGAGUGCUACACCGUUGUCAUCCCAGAGACACUGACGCCCAAGAUGAACGUGGUCAUACAGCUGGACACUGGGAAGACCUUCCGGGCUUGCAUGAGGUUCGACACUGAUGUGGAGCUCACGUAUUUCCAACACGGCGGCAUCCUCAACUACAUGGUCCGUAAGAUGUCAGAGAAGUAGAGGAAGGAGGGGAAGAAAGGUCACCUGACGCAUGGUGAUACGUCAGGCCUGCAAGUAUGGUGGGAGUUACCUUGUAAGGACAAGGACCUCCCCUAAAAACAUCCAGUCCCAGUUCAAGAUGGGUGGUAAUGCAGACUUGCAGUACAUCUGUUGCAGUGGUGUUAAGUAGAGGUUGCAGUCUGGAUUAAAAUCAGUUUUGUAAGUUUUGGGACACAUCUAAAGCGCAUGUAUGUCCAGUUUGGCUUUGACUAGGACAAGAACAAAAACAUCAAGUCCUACUUAAAAUGAUUCUGCUUAUAAUUAGUAGUUUAAUCAAAUAUGUGAAAUGUAUAUUUAUGAAGUAAUUUUAAUACCCAUUCAGUGAGCACCACUUGCCUUAAACUAUUAUAAUAUAGCUUACUGUUUAGAGAGGACUGAUUGUAAGUGCCCAUAGUUUUAGGUGAAUGACCUUGUCAUUGACUAUAGCUGAUAUGCAGAAAAGUACAACCUAAUAUAACAAAUGGAUUUUCCCCCUUUAUUUCAUUAAUUGUGUAAAAUAAAUCUAAGUACACCAUACAUUAUACUUUAAAACACCGCUACACAUUAAAAUGUCAUAUCUGUACCUGUAAAAUCUAGAUUAUGUUGAAAUAGCCAGAUGGGUUUUCAUCUGAAUAAAUUUCACUUGGGGGCAGAUUUUCA
Messenger RNA from Paramormyrops kingsleyae, 3455 nucleotides. It is a transcript of the gene aco1, whose product is annotated as aconitase 1, soluble. Lineage: Eukaryota; Metazoa; Chordata; Actinopteri; Osteoglossiformes; Mormyridae. The record is from RefSeq and is a predicted model, not a curated record.